This is a messenger RNA of Acanthosepion pharaonis, 864 nucleotides long. The record is from the annotation of a GenBank genome assembly. NCBI's taxonomy places the organism in Eukaryota, Metazoa, Mollusca, Cephalopoda, Sepiida, Sepiidae.
AUGUUUUUGUUGAAUCUUUCCAUUUUUUUCUCCUUCCUUUUUUUCUUUUCCCUUUUCUUUUUCUUUUCCCUUUUCUUUUUUUUCUGUCGGUCACUUUUUUCCUAUUCUUUCUGUUUCUCUUCUUUUUUUCAUCACUAUCCUCUUCCCACUUCGUCUCUUGCUACCCUUCUUUCUUCUCUCAUCUCUUUCGUUCCUUCUUUUCCUUCCGCUUUAUUUUUCCCCCUCUUGUUUUCUUUCUUUCUCUCUUUCUUCCGUUACUCCCACUUUUCUCCGCGUUUUCUCAUCUAUAUUUCUUUCUUUUGCUGCUCUCCUCUUCUUUUCAUUGUUGCCUUCUUCCUGUUAUGUUUUUCUUGCACCUUUUCAUUUUUUCUCUCUUCCCUUUCUUUUUUCUUUUCCUUUUUCUUUUCCUUUUUUUCUGUCAGUCUCUCUUUUUUUCCUUUUCUUUUAUUCAUACUUCUGUUAUUCCUCUUCUAUAUUUCUUUUUUAGCACUAUCCGCUUCUCUCUUCCUACCCCUCUUUCUCUCCGCUCUACUUUUCCCCUCUUGUUUUCUUUCUCUCUUUCUUCUGUUACUCCCACUUUCCUCCACGUUUUUUCAUCCAUAUUUCUUUCUUUUGCCGCUUUCUCCUUCUCUCCUCCUGUCACGCUACUCUUUUCCUCUCUACUCUCACUCAAUUCCCUUCCCUUCUUUCUCUCGUCUUUAUUCUCCUUCUCUUUUACUUUUUCUAUUUGUCCCUCUUUUCUCUUUCCUUCUCUCUCUUCACCAUUUUCUCCUUUUCGUUUUAUCACCUCUUUCCUGCAAUUAUCUUUUGUCUUCUCUAAUUGUAUCUACUUCCGCCUCACAAAUGAUCUCUUCCUCACGCUGA